AAACAUAUGCGACGUCCCACAACCGAAGGAGCGGAUUUCAAAUUUUCAAAACAAACCGUGCAUUGGUGUAGUGCCAGUAAAGCAUAGCGAGUACAGAUACAACCACAUCGUUUUCGUCCCACGUAAAUGGAUAGUUUUCUGCGGGUCUAUUAAAUAGUAUGCAUACAUGUAUACAGUCAUAUAAUUUUUUAAUCCACAACGGACAGGAUUCUAACAAGCAGUAUGGACUCCAGUGAAACACCUGGUGCUCCCGCUUCUUGCACAGAUGGAACUUCGUUCGAAGUUCCAAAGCCUCCGUCAAUUGAAGACUUCGUUGUUUUAAAACCUAUUAGCCGCGGUGCUUUUGGAAAGGUUUAUCUCGCAAGAAAGAAAUGCAAUCCAAGAUUAUAUGCAAUUAAGGUGAUGAAGAAAGCAGACAUGGUCGACAAAAAUAUGAUGAACCAGAUGAAAGCGGAGAGAAAUGCAUUGGCACUCAGCAAAAGUCCCUUUGUCGUUCACUUGUUCUACUCCCUUCAGACAGCAACCAAAGUGUAUCUGGUAAUGGAAUACCUCAUUGGUGGCGAUGUGAAAUCUCUUCUCCAUGUUUAUGGAUAUUUCGAUGAGGACAUGACUGUGAAAUACAUCUCUGAGGUGGCACUGGCUUUAGACUACCUUCACCGUCAUGGAAUAAUCCACAGGGAUCUGAAGCCAGACAAUAUGCUUGUAUCUAAUGAAGGCCACAUCAAACUAACAGAUUUCGGCCUUUCCAAAGUCAAACUUGAAAGAGAAAUAAACCUGGUUGAUAUCCUGACAACCCCUUCACUGAUCAAGCAGAAGGAAGAUUAUUUCCGCACCCCUGGUCAAGUCUUAUCCUUGAUAAGCUCCCUUGGAUUUAAUACACCUGCGGUGGAGGGCAAGCAUUGCAGCAGUGAGUCGGUUUUCAGUCCCGUGUCCUGUGAGAAAAUGGAACAACGGAAUAGCUCUUUUUGCUCGCCCAUGAUGAGGAAGAAGAAAGAGCAUCCAUAUUCCCCUGUAGGCCCCAUGCGGAAUUUAGGGCACCACAGUGGUGUGUUCAGCCCAUCCGCCUUGGCCAGGAGCCUGACCCCCAGACUGCUGAAGAGCAGGAGGAGGUUUGAAAGCGUGGGCAGCAGCCAGUCAUGCCUGUUCCCUUCCCCCACUGCCUCAGAGAAUGGUGUCAGCCCUCUAUGGGAAUUUGAACAGGAGAAGGAGAACCUCGCACAUCUAUACAGUCAGAAUGGGAGCCGAGCAACUACCACCUCCUCAGGAGGAAAGGAGACGUCUGAAAUGCGCCAUCUCUCUACCCUCGCAUCAAUGGACAGCCGUGACCCGAAUGCCAAGACCGACAAAGGACGCUCGUUUUCCAUCACCGGAGACCUGUCCAACAAAAUCAAAACUGACACUAUGGCGGGAAAGAAGCUGCAGUUCAGUGAUGCGGAGCCCCCUGCCCUUUCCCAGAAGAUUGAACUCUGUCAACCGACAAGUGCCGACGUAUGUGGGGCUGACAGCCAUUGUCUCGCAGGGAAACAACCAACGGGAAGUCUGUCUGUGAAAAGGGGUUUUGAGGAGGUUGAUAAAAGCCCAGAACAAAUGGGGGCGCAUGCCAAGAAGAAAGAUGCAGAAUACAAGAGGUGCUACGAGAUCCUGGAGGAAGAUUUGAAGUUCCGCACUGGUUUGACUGGCUUGUUUUCUACAGUUCAUCUAAAAGAAGGAAGGUCUGAGAGUCGGGCAUGUGGGAUGGUCGAGGGACAGGCGGCCAAACAUCCGAGCUCUAUUGUUGUGGAGAAAAACCUCCUUUGUGAGUUGGAGGAGCCUGGGGAAGAUGAGGAUACCAGGGAAGUGACUGACGCGAAGGUCACAACCUCAUUGGUUGACCAUCAACAGCAUAACUUGAGCCUUGACUCUGAUGGGUCUCAUCAUGAAAUGUCUCUCAUCGGCAGCUGCCCUGACACGCAGCAGCCUCGCCAGUGUGCCAAAGACCUGCGUUCAACAUCAUCUGAAGAACUAGAGAACAACAUCGCACCUCUUGCCCAAAUGCCAGAGACGCCCACGCCAAGACCCGGAGACUGUCUUUUCCAGACUGGAGAAUCCAAGCGCUCCUUCCUCGACCGAGUCCACGAGCUACCGGGCAGCGCGGCAAAGUCUUCCUCGUUCCUCAAGCCCAGGAAUGUCGUCGCGUUCCGAAGCUACUGCAGCUCCAUCAACCGGUCCAACGUUUCCUGGAACUCUCGUCUCAGCCUGGGGUCUGUGGACGCCAUGGAUAUGUCCACCUCGGCCUCCCACCACAGCUUUCCUGCCGCUGUAACACCCGUACAGAAGAGACCCAGCUCCAAUAGCUCCAUCUACCAGACCCCACAGGCGAUGACGCCUUCCCACACUCCCUUCAGGACUCCUAAGAGUGUCAGGAGAGGCGUGGUACCUGCUGAAGGCGUACCAAUUCUUGGAACUCCAGACUACCUGGCCCCAGAGCUGCUAUUGGGAAUACCGCAUGACUUCAUGGUGGACUGGUGGGCUCUGGGCGUGUGUCUGUUUGAGUUCCUCACCGGCGUCCCCCCUUUCAACGACGAAACACCUCAGCUGGUCUUCCAGAAUAUCCUCAACAGAGACAUCCCGUGGCCCGACGGAGAGGAGGAGCUGUCUCCCAAUUCCAGGAACGCCAUCGAGAUCCUCUUGACCAUGGACCAGAACAAACGUGCGGGCCUCAAAGGACUGAAGGAGCACGCUCUGUUUAUGGGCUUGGACUGGGACAACCUCCAAGACCAGGCCAUGACCUUCAUUCCCCAACCGGACAAUGAAACGGACACGUCAUACUUUGACGCGAGGAACAACGCCCAGCACCUAGCCGUCUCUGGGUUCAGUUGGUAGGUUCAAACACACCAACCUUAUCUUAAUAUAAGUCUUGAAAACUCAUCCACUACCUACAUUUUUGUGAGUUUUUUUUAAAUUAAAUAAAUCAUUAUAUAUAAAUAUUAAUAAUUUUGUGUGUGUGAAUUGUCCAAUUGGUGUGCUGCCCAUGCCUCACUGCUUUUAUGCACUUUUGUUUGUGGCCAAAUCAAUGUGGUAACACUGCCAUUGUCUGGUUAAACUGUAGAAAAUUCUGUUUGCGUGUAUGAUUUUUUUAUGUUCUGUGAUAAAAAUCUACGAAUAAAAAAAGGGUUUU
This is a messenger RNA of Osmerus eperlanus (European smelt), 3157 nucleotides long. RefSeq names its product microtubule associated serine/threonine kinase-like (gene mastl). Gene Ontology annotation, biological process: intracellular signal transduction; peptidyl-serine phosphorylation. Lineage: Eukaryota; Metazoa; Chordata; Actinopteri; Osmeriformes; Osmeridae. The coding region runs from base 223 to 2862 and encodes 879 amino acids. Gene Ontology annotation, molecular function: protein serine/threonine kinase activity; ATP binding. The transcript is spliced from 12 exons. The record is from RefSeq and is a predicted model, not a curated record.